GCGUCACCAAGGGCAGCUUCCGGUGCCUCCUCGUCUCCCGUGAUUGUGACGUCACUUCCUAUCCUGUCUCUGGCUUUCGUUUUCCGGCGGGGAAGUGACGUUGUCGCCGGGAGGGGGCGGGGCCAGCCGCGCUCGGAGCCGGGGACGGAGCCCCAGGAGCCAUGGCCGAGAUCAGCGACCUGGACCGGCAGAUCGAGCAGCUCCGGCGCUGCGAGCUCAUCAAGGAGAGCGAGGUGAAGGCGCUGUGCGCCAAGGCCCGGGAGAUCCUGGUGGAGGAAAGCAACGUGCAGCGGGUGGAUUCUCCUGUGACAGUGUGUGGGGACAUCCACGGUCAGUUCUAUGACCUCAAGGAGCUGUUCAGGGUCGGGGGUGACGUCCCGGAGACCAAUUACCUCUUUAUGGGCGACUUUGUGGAUCGAGGCUUCUACAGUGUGGAGACCUUCCUGCUGCUGCUGGCACUCAAGGUGCGCUACCCCGACCGCAUCACCCUGAUCCGGGGCAACCACGAGAGCCGGCAGAUCACCCAGGUGUACGGCUUCUACGACGAAUGUCUGCGCAAAUACGGCUCGGUCACCGUGUGGCGUUACUGCACCGAGAUCUUUGACUACCUCAGCCUGUCGGCCAUCAUUGACGGCAAGAUCUUCUGCGUCCACGGGGGCCUCUCCCCGUCCAUCCAGACGCUGGAUCAGAUCCGUACGAUCGACCGCAAGCAGGAGGUGCCGCACGACGGGCCCAUGUGUGACCUGCUCUGGUCUGACCCCGAAGACACGACAGGCUGGGGCGUGAGCCCGCGGGGCGCCGGGUACCUCUUCGGCAGCGACGUGGUGGCCCAGUUCAACGCCUCCAAUGACAUCGACAUGAUCUGCCGUGCCCACCAGCUGGUGAUGGAGGGUUACAAGUGGCACUUCAAUGAGACCGUGCUCACCGUCUGGUCAGCCCCUAACUACUGCUACCGGUGCGGGAACGUGGCCGCCAUCCUGGAGCUGGACGAGCACCUGCAGAAGGAAUUCAUCAUCUUUGAAGCUGCCCCCCAGGAAACGCGGGGGAUCCCCUCCAAGAAGCCCGUCGCUGACUACUUCCUGUGACCUCCCCCUACCUGGGCUGAGGCAGCCCCUGGCUUCCCAUGCUGGGGAGUUUGGGGGCACUUGGGGGGCUGAUCCUGGCCCUGCUCGUUCCCUGGGGUGUCUUGAACGUGGGGCCGUCCAGAAUCCAGCCCUGCUCUGGGAUGAACUGACUGUUACCUCCCUGCCCCCGUCUCCCUCCCGGUCUGUGUUACCCCUUCCCCUCUGCAGGACCCCCAAAUCGACAGCUGAUUUCUCCAGGUUUCAGUCCCCGGUCUCUUAUUUAAUAUCAGGGCCCCUCUCCCGCAGCAGCCUGCAGCCCCGGCCUGGCUGCAGCACAGCAUCUGCCUUCCCAAACUGGAUCCCACAUAUCGGGGGGAGACCCCAACCCAGCCGGACAUCCCACUACCCUGUGGGUCACCCCACAACUUCAUCUCUCCUGAGGGACCAGUUUCCCCACCCACCCAGUCUCUUUGGGGAGGGGGGGCUAUUCCUACACCCCCAUUUCUCUCUGGGGAGGGGCCCUCCCUUCUGAUCUGUCUCCUCUUGGCAUUUUUAUUUCUUCAGUUUAAUUAUUGUUUCCAAUUUUUGCCUUUUUGUUCAUUUUAGAUAAAAAAAUUCUAAUAAAAAUGGGGAAAAAAACAGAAAAAAAAAUAAAGACAUUUGUACAAAGGA
This is a messenger RNA of Caretta caretta (loggerhead turtle), 1736 nucleotides long. RefSeq names its product protein phosphatase 4 catalytic subunit (gene PPP4C). The record is from RefSeq and is a predicted model, not a curated record. Gene Ontology annotation, molecular function: protein serine/threonine phosphatase activity. NCBI's taxonomy places the organism in Eukaryota, Metazoa, Chordata, Testudines, Cheloniidae.